AAAACCACCAUUGCCAAAGCUGCUUAUAACCAGAACUUUGAUACAUUUCAAGGUAGCAGCUUUCUUCCAGAUGUUAGGGCAGCUUCAGAACAACCUAAUGGUUUAGUUUGCUUGCAAAGAAAACUUCUUUCGGAUAUCCAAAAAGGGAAAACAAAGAAAAUAUACAGCAUAGAUGAAGGAAUGAGCAAGAUCAAACUUCUUGUGCGUUGCAAAAGGGUUCUUAUUGUUCUUGAUGAUGUGAACCACUCUGAGCAAUUCAAUGCAAUUCUUGGAAUGCGAGAAUGGUUUCAACCAGGAAGUAAAAUUAUCGUAACAAAUAGACAUGAAAAUCUGUCAAAUGAUCAUGCAGUUUAUGCAAUGUUUAAGGUCAAAGGAUUAGGUGAGGGUGAAUCACUGGAGCUUUUCAGUUGGCUUGCCUUCAAACAAGCGCAUCCUAUCAAAGGUUACAUGAACCGUUCAAGAUCUGUAGUACAACACUGUGAAGGCCUUCCACUAGCUCUCCAAGUUUUGGGAUCUUCUCUACUUGGAAAAAGAGUAGAUCUAUGGCAAAGUGCAUUACAGAAGUUGCAUGUGAUUCCUGAUGACAAGAUUCAAAAAAUUCUUAGAAUAAGCUUUGAUUCUCUAAAAGAUGAUCAUGACAGGAAUUUAUUCCUUCAUAUUGUCUGUUUCUUCAUAGAAAAGAAGAUGGGUUAUACAAUUACAGUACUAGACAAUUUAAAUUUUUACAAAAGGAUUGGAAUUCAAAAUCUAGUUGAUAGAUGUCUAGUGGAAAUUGAUAUAGACAACAAGUUGAUCAUGCAUCAAUUACUUAGAGACAUGGGAAGGGCAAUUAUUCGUGAAGAAUCACCCGAGGACCCUGGAAAGCGUAGUAGAGUGUGGCAUAAAGAUGCCUCUGAUGUUUUGAGAAAAUUAACUGGAACAGAAACUAUUAAGGGCCUCAUGCUCAUCCUUCCUAGCGAGGCAAUAUUUAGUACAAGUAACCAAAAGCGGUGCCAUGUUGAAGACUUUGAUGGAAAUUGUUCAAGACGACGUCGACUUGGUUACUUCUCUUGGAUAUCAAUUAACUCUUCCUCAACAAAUUCAGCUGCUGCAUCAAAUGAGGUAGCCUUCAAGGCAGAGGCAUUUAGAAGAAUGCACAAUCUUGAACUGCUCCUGCUCGAUAAUGAAUUCCUCGAACAACCAUACAAAUGA
This is a messenger RNA of Prunus mume (Japanese apricot), 1191 nucleotides long. Its product is annotated as disease resistance protein RUN1-like. Gene Ontology annotation, molecular function: ADP binding. The record is from RefSeq and is a predicted model, not a curated record. Gene Ontology annotation, biological process: defense response. NCBI's taxonomy places the organism in Eukaryota, Viridiplantae, Streptophyta, Magnoliopsida, Rosales, Rosaceae.